Molecule: messenger RNA, 1143 nt
Organism: Aureobasidium musti
Lineage: Eukaryota; Fungi; Ascomycota; Dothideomycetes; Dothideales; Saccotheciaceae
Source: the annotation of a GenBank genome assembly
AUGCCUGGCGACGACGACUUGGUUGAGGCCGCGAAGUCCACUGCGGUCGACUACUAUGAUCUGUUAGGAAUUACAUUCGAGAAUUCCAGCGAAUCGGAUAUUCGACGUGCCUACCGUCGUACAGCUCUGAAAUACCACCCCGACAAANAUGCCGACAAACCCGACAUCGUCGAAAAGUUCCACCUGCUACAGAUCGCAAACGACGUCCUAUCGAGUCCCGAAUACAAAGCUAUAUAUGACAAUGCUCGUCGCGCCAAACAAGAGAGGGAGGAACGCCACCAAGCCUUUGAGGGAAGGCGUCGUCAGAUGAAAGAGGACCUCGAAAAUCGCGAGAACGCUAGUCUGAAGAGAAAACAUCAGGAAGAGGAAGAAGGCGACAAGCUGCAGCGCGAAAUUCAACGUCUGGCUGCUGAUGGCAAGAGACGACGCUUGGAAAGGCAAGAGCAGCUGAACCGCGAGCGGCUAGAAGAGGAGGAACGCCUCGAUCGCGAAAGGAAUGGAUACACAUCUCCACAAUCUGCUCCAUCUCAAGGCGUCGCUGAUAUUGACCGCUCCAUCAAGGUCGUCUGGUCACACGAAAACGAGGACAUCAACAAGGACCGCUUGACAUCCAUGUUCACCUCAUUUGGCAAACUGCAGGACGUGGUCAUACUCAAACCCAAAAAGAAGCGCCUGGGGGAAAGCAAGUCAAAGAGCCUAAUCUCAAGUGCUCUUAUAGUCUACGAAUCCGUAGUGGGAGCCCAUGCCGCAGUCUCAGACUUCAAANAACGUCAGUUAGAACCAGACUUCAAACUGCUCGACUCAGUCUACUGGGCAUCAAACAAGGAGCCCGAUUUUCUCCAACGUCCAUCAACACCAGUGUCCGCCUCACCAGCCACAGAACCAAAGUCAGCAUCGCGACCUAUACAUGAAAUACCUGGUAUGAACUCACCAAUCACCCCGCUCAAACAAGCAGGAGGUGGCCUGCGCAAGGUUCCUUCCUUUGCGUCCUUCAGUAGCGCCAAGAAUUCACCAGUCGCUCCUUCCGCCGUAUCGAGCCCUAGUCUGGAAGAGCUCACUAUGAUAAGGCUGAAGAAUGCUGAGAAACGGCGUCUCGAGGAACAAAUUCGCAAGCAGGAAGCCGAGGACGAAGACGAAGCUUGA